Messenger RNA from Solanum pennellii, 1489 nucleotides. RefSeq lists its product as uncharacterized. Bases 176 to 1159 code for a protein of 327 amino acids. The transcript has 2 exons. NCBI's taxonomy places the organism in Eukaryota, Viridiplantae, Streptophyta, Magnoliopsida, Solanales, Solanaceae. The record is from RefSeq and is a predicted model, not a curated record.
UAAGUUUAGGGGUCGAAUUUGAAAAUGAAAUAUUUGAGCGGUAAAAAUAGCAAAGAAUUUCCAUGUCCAUUUUUCAAAAAUUGAAUACGAACUCCUCGAACUCCGCCAUUAAACUACUACUCCUUUGUCUUCAUCACACUCUUCACUUCGUUGACUCUCUCUUCUGCCAUUGCAAAUGGGUUGCGUUUCAUCCACUUUGCUGAAUCAAGAGAAUGAAUUCACCCAAAUGGGUGGCUCUGCUGCCGGUUUUAGCCACCACAUUGUCUCUCUAACUUCCACCACUUAUGGUCUUUUGACCCUUGAUCCACCUUCUACUCCCCCACCCACCACUGUCCCUCCCACCCCUACCCUACCGCCUCGCCACACUCUUGGUUCGCUUUUCCCAAGCCCCUUGUUCGAACCCAGAAUCCUCAAGUCCGACAUCAUCAACUCUUGGGAACUUAUGGCUGGUCUUGAUUCCACCUCCACCACACCCAUCUCUGACAGCUUUCGAUUUCUCUCUUUACGCAAAUCAACCCCUGAUUCUAGUUUCAGAUUCUUGAGAUCAUCCCCCAACAAAGAGAAUUCAAGCCCCAAUAUUCCAUCUCUUACCCAUGCGCUUGAUAAAACUGACAUUUUUAACCCCACAAGAUUGUCUUCUGCUUCCGUGCUUGAUGGGUUUGAAAGGAUUUGUCCGCCAAAUGGUGACGGUAAAAUAGUGAUCUAUACGACAACGUUGAGGGGUGUGAGGAAGACCUUUGAGGCUUGUAAUGCUGUGAGAUCAGCGAUUGAGGGGCUUGGGGUUUUGUAUUCUGAGAGGGAUAUUUCGAUGGAUAAAGGUUUCAGGGAAGAAUUGAAGCAGCUGAUGAAGGGUAAAGAGAGCACUGAGUUAAUACCUCCAAGGGUGUUCUUUAAAGGGAGGUACAUUGGAGGAGCUGAGGAGGUAAUGAGGAUUGUGGAGGAGGGAAAUUUUGGGGAUUUGCUUCAAGGAUUGCCUAAGAUGAAAGCUGGUUCUGUUUGUGAGGGUUGUGGGGGUAUCAGGUUCAUGCCUUGUUUUACAUGUAAUGGGAGCUGCAAGAUGGUGAAGGAAGAUGUGGAACAGAAUGAAGGCAGAGCUGUCGUGGUGCGGUGUAGUGAGUGUAAUGAAAAUGGAUUGGUACUUUGCCCCAUUUGCUGCUGAGUGAUGCAGGAGUUGUGACUCUCAGGACCUAGCUUGUUCUAUUUGUAGUGCAAUAAAUGGAUUAUGUAGACAUCAUCAAAAUGCAAGAGGAUAUUUACAGAUGAAGGUGCAGUACAUGAAGCUCUCAAGGGCAGCUUUUUGUAAGAUUUAGCUCAAGUUUGGGCAUAUUCGGUUGAGAUUCAGCACUAAAUGAAUCAACUGGCUUGUAUUAUGAGAUGCAGUGUAAAUUAAAAUGCGUAGGUACCAACAAUAUUCAAUAAUAUAUUAAUGAUAUGAUAAAUUUGUUGCUUUGGAUAGCUUUUCAAUGGCAAGUGUGUUGUUGUGUGGGUG